CCAGGGCCGGCUGCGAGUGCGGGCGGGAGCCGCUGGGGCCGACUGCGGACUGUGGAAGGGCCAGCCGAGUGGGCGGGUUCGAAGGGAGGCGUGGGAAGGCCCAGCGGACCGAGGUGCCCUGGCGGAGACUCGGGAGGUUUCACCCGAGGUCGCGACGACAGGCUGGGACGGCGGCGCGGAGGUUUAAGUGACCUGCCCGGCGGAAGGUCGGCUCCGACCGGCUCGGGCGUGCGGUGGAAGCGUCGGGCGGUGUCUGCAACUCUGGGCUGCCAGAGCUCGCGGGCCGGAGGAGGCCACCGGGGAGACUUGGGAGAAUGAGGACCUCCGCUUGGCCUGAGGGGCGGCGAGGAUAUGGGAGGCGACCCAGGAGGCUGGGGACGAAGGGGUGACAAGGGCGGCGAGCUUCUGGCUGCGUCCUGGGUCUCUCACCCUGUGGGUGGGGGCGGAUGGGGCUGCACGCCUUGUGCCAGAUGCGGCUCUACCCCAGGUGGGCCCGGAAACCGGACCACUGGAGUGACCAGCUUUCACCCCUCAGCUCCCGGCCCCACCUGGAUUCUGGCACUGCCAGUUCUAUUGAUUUUCCGUGUAACCGGGCAGUCAGGCCCGCGCUGAGUCCUGCUGCAGGGUGACCUGCCUCUGACCAGCAACUUCUAUAAGAGAAGGUACUUGUGGCCCCAGGGGGCCACUCCAGGAACCCACUAAUGCCACCCUUCACCUGUCCACCCUCACACCCCUUGGGCCCUGGAAGUUAAUGAAGUGAUGUAAUGACACUGAGUGGGUCUGAGUGUGGGUCCCCUCCCUCCGAGGGUGAGCGUUGGAGGCCCAGGCCAGGGCAGCCCCCCUCAGGUCCUGAGUCUUCCUUCAGAUCCUGCUCCCCCAGGAUGGCAGAUGCACUCGGGCUUCCAGCGCCCCAGUGGGCGCAGCCCCAGGGCAGCGGCCACCUGUCGUUACAGGAGGCGGUGCCGCUGACCUUCCAGGACGUGGCCGUGUACUUCUCUCGCGCGGAGGGGCAGCAGCUGGACUCAGACCAGCGGGCACUGUACAGGGAUGUGAUGCUGGAGAACUACGGGCACGUGGCCUCACUGGGACUCCCUGUCCCUAAGCCGGAGCUGAUCUCCCAGCUGGAGCAAGGUGAAGAGCUGUGGGUGCUGGAUCUCAUGGGAGCUGAGGAACCGGAGCCCUUGAACAGCUGCAGCACAGUUCUUGCGCUAGCAAGGGUUGGGUCCCGGCUGGAGUUCGGGGUCAGGACCAAGGUCACCCUGAAGGAGCUAUUGCUGGGGAGUCACCCUCCCCCCGCCUACCUGGCAGCACCAGCUGUGACUGUGUCCGAGGCCCUGACGGCCCGGCCCGUUAGAAAGCCUCGCACCUCGCUUGUUGGCACCUGA
Eptesicus fuscus (big brown bat) is the source of this 1385-nucleotide messenger RNA. RefSeq names its product zinc finger protein 34-like. The record is from RefSeq and is a predicted model, not a curated record. The transcript is spliced from 5 exons. Lineage: Eukaryota; Metazoa; Chordata; Mammalia; Chiroptera; Vespertilionidae. Bases 765 to 1385 code for a protein of 206 amino acids. Gene Ontology annotation, biological process: regulation of DNA-templated transcription.